This is a messenger RNA of Anoplophora glabripennis (Asian longhorned beetle), 3118 nucleotides long. RefSeq names its product patj homolog. Bases 163 to 2652 code for a protein of 829 amino acids. The record is from RefSeq and is a predicted model, not a curated record. NCBI's taxonomy places the organism in Eukaryota, Metazoa, Arthropoda, Insecta, Coleoptera, Cerambycidae. Gene Ontology annotation, molecular function: protein binding. The transcript has 4 exons.
UUCUUGACCUAUUCCAUUAUUUUGCAUUUGGUGUUCUGUGAUUUGCUUAUAUUAUUUUGAUGUUAAUGUUAUUGUCGAGUUGUUUAUUGUUUUUAUCUGUGAAGUAAACGCUGGCCCAAGUGUUGUGUGUUUAUGCUGUUUAUGUUUUAAUCAAUUCCAAAGAUGCAUCUCAAUGCAGAUAUUUCUAGUGCAUUGCAGUUGUUGGAAGAUAUAAAACAAACGGUGGAUGACCUGACUGACCCAAAACUACAAGUAAAUACAUAUCAAGAUUUAAAUUUGCUCAUAUCUGUGUUGGAAAAUCCAGUUUUUAGAAGCAUAGUCACUGUACAAGAUUCUUUAAGUGAAUUGAAUCAACAACUAGGGCAGCAUCCUUCGAUUUUACCUGUAGACUUUGACAUUACAGCUGCAGGUGAAUUAGUACUAAAUGUACCACCUGCAGGAGAAUUAUAUGAUCCGGAUUAUACAGAUGACUACCCUCCUUCUAGAGAUUUUGAUGAGCAGAGGGUACCCUCUGCUCCAAUUUCACCUAGUUCACCUCAAGUAUCAACUUUCAGCGGAUCGGAUAAUAAAAUGCUAUUGCUCAAUACCCAAAAACUGAAUGGAAAUCUUUGUAAUACAGAGUCAUUAAGAAUUCUCCAAAACAACCCUACUUUUAAUGCACACGAUGACGAAAUUAUCCAUCGUUCUCCUUCUGUUGGAAGUGAUGCUUCGAAGACUGGAUCCGACAAUUUAAUGAGCAGUGAAUGGUCACAAGUGGAGAGUAUAGAUCUGAUUAAUGACGGAACUGGUUUAGGAUUUGGUAUAUUAGGUAUGAGAAAUAUGGGAGUUGUCGUUAAGACAAUUUUACCCGGAGGUGUGGCUGACAGAGAUGGCAGAUUACAGAGCGGUGAUCAUAUUUUACAGAUUGGAGAUGUUAAUUUACAUGAGAUGAACUCCGAGCAAGUGGCAACAGUUCUAAGACAAUCAGGCACACACGUGAGAUUAAUCGUCGCAAGACCAGUCGAUAUAUCUAGUACCGAAUAUAAGUAUUUAGGGAGCUCAGCACCAUUAGUACCAACUCGGUUGUUGCACGACUGCGCGGAACUAGACAGAUACUUGAUUCAACACAAGUAUCCCCCAAUUUUUCAAAAAAGCGUAGAUACAGUUACUGACGUCUUUCCACCGGAUAUCUCAAAAUCUUAUGGAAUUACCGGUCUUUCAAGAGUGCCUGCAUCACCUUCUUUGCCCUUACUUAAUUUAGAUUUAGCUGUAAAAAUGCCAGAAAUGGAGAAAUUUGUGGUGGAAUUGAAAAAGGAUGCUAACGGUUUAGGAAUUACUAUCGCCGGUUACGUAUGCGAGAAAGAGGAGUUGUCAGGGAUUUUUGUGAAAAGCGUCAGUAAGGGAAGUGCAGCAGACAUCAGUGGCAGAAUUAAAGUUAACGACAGGAUUGUGGAGGUCGACGGGCAAUCCUUACAGGGUUACACCAAUCUCCAAGCCGUGGAAGUUUUAAGAAAUUGUGGAAACGUUGUAAAACUAUGUUUGGAACGAUAUCUGCAUGGUCCCAAAUACGAGCAGCUCCAACAAGCCAUCGCUGCAAGCGAGAUAAAACCGGCAUCGCCAUCCUUACCACCUGACGUUCCACGAUUUCCUAAGGAAGAAGGAAGUUUAAUUCUUAAUGGUGACAGUAAAGACGACUCCAUACAGACGCAUAAUGAAAUAUUUACUAGCUUUAAUAAAAAAGAGGAGCCUGCUCGGGAACCUGUCAAUGAGGAAUUGUUAAGAAAAAAGUGGGAAAAACUUAUGGGGCCAGAUACGGAGAUAGUUAUAGCGCAGCUUACGAAAUUUGGGGAAAAAGGAGGUUUAGGCAUUAGCCUAGAGGGUACCGUCGAUGUCGAAGAUGGACAAGAAGUGAGGCCACAUCACUAUAUACGAUCAAUUCUCCCAGAAGGCCCAGUAGGGAAAAACGGGACACUAAAAUCCGGCGACGAACUGUUAGAAGUGAACGGUCAUAAAUUAUUAGGAAUGAACCAUCACGAAGUGGUGAGCAUUCUCAAAGAGUUACCUGUAAAUGUCUGUAUGGUCUGUGGCCGUAGUCCCAUAAAUUUAUUUGCGCAACGUGACGAUCCUUUUGCAGAACGGGCCUCAUUAAGUCGCAGCUUACAUAACUUACUUCCAGCUUCAGAUAGACUAGUAAAAGCCAAAUCCGACGGAUCCUUAGCGAGUAGCAUAGCCGUCGUAGGUCCAUCAGAUCAAUCCUUUACGAAGAUGAAGUCUCGUUCUUUAGAACCGUUAACCGGACUAGCUAUGUGGAGUUCCGAACCGCAAAUUAUAGAAUUAGUGAAGGGCGAGAGGGGUCUAGGCUUUUCCAUUUUAGAUUACCAAGACCCGAUCGACCCCAAUGACACGGUUAUCGUUAUUAGGAGUUUAGUGCCGGGCGGGGUCGCUCAGUUAGACGGUAGACUGAUCCCUGGUGACCGAUUGCUGUUUGUGAACGAUACUGUUUUAGAAAAUGCCUCGUUAGAUCAAGCCGUUCAGGCCCUGAAAGGGGCUCCAAAAGGUAUAGUAAGGAUAGGUGUAGCUAAACCGUUGCCUAUUCCAGACACAGUUGCUCAUAGUUCAUUGGUCGACGUUGAUCCUAAUAGAUAUGUAACCACCAAUUCUGUACUUAAUUAGUAACUUUAUUUUAGAUAUAAUUAUCCCUUUACUUAUGCUUUUUUUUAUAAAAGAAAUUGGAUUUUUAUGUACUUUCGUACUUUAAAUUCUAUACUUUACAUUAGUGACGAUAUUUUAUAGUCGCUAGCUAGCAAAAAUUUUAUAUAAGCAAUUUUUUAAGCAAUAGGGCGUAUGCCUUAUGGCAUACUAAGACUUGAAAAUUGUUCUCUGAGAAAUGGAAAACUACUGUUUUGGGCAAUGUUCUUUUCGAAUAUCUCGGAAGCAAUAUUAUGAAAAUAUACAUACAGCAUAUUCCAAUUUAUAGUAGUACUGGCCAUUAAUAUAAGUAAAACACAAAGAAGGUCUUGACUUAGUCUACUGUGGUUUUUUUUUAUUUAAAGAUUAAACCAGGGUUCGUAGCUGCCGGGAAAACCGGGAAUACCGGAAAGUCAGGAAAUUUAUUAUUUUUUAUAAAAAAACGGGGAAU